CUGGAGAAGGACCGGGAAAGCUGCCCACAGCUGCCCGUUUCCCCACCUUUUUCUGUCUUUUCUGCGCAACCAGGAGAAAGUGCCGCGUCCUGAGAUCAGAAGUUGUUGGAGAGGGAGAGAGUUGUUGACGGUGAAAUCAACCUCGCGUAAAGUCCAAGGACCACCAAUAAGGAGGUGAAUGGACCUCCACCGCCCCUUCAAGAUGGACAGCCCCUCCUACCUGCCGACUCCUCUGGCCUCCCCCGCCCUCAUGGUCCUCGCCUCCACCGCUGAGGCUGGCCGUGACGCCUCUGUCCCCUGCCAGGCUCCCCGGCCCUUCGGCGUCCCCGCCUCAGUGGAGAAAGACCUCCACCUGCCCUUCCCCUCCGCCUCCUACACCUUUACCUCCAUGUACCAGCGUCAGGGCCCCAUGUCGGGCACCUUCCCUUCCCGAGACUUUCCGGCCUCCUUGCUCCACCUGCACCCCCAGUUCACCCCUCCGAACCUGGACUGCUCCACCCUCAGCAUGCUCAACCACAGUGGGGUCGGUGCCUUUCGACCUUUCUCGUCCCCACAAGAGGAGAGAGAGUCGGGGGUUUACCAGUCGGCUUUCACUCCAGCUAAGAGGCUGAAGAGCUGCUUCCCUGAUGUGGAGGGGAAGGAGUUUGACUUUGGUUCUCCUGGAGGCUCCCUGAAAGGUGGAGAAGACUCAGGAAGGAAGCUUUUCUCCAUGUCCGGCCUGCUGUCUGAUGGAGAGGCUUCAUCGAGCCCGGAGGAGCGAAAGGAACACAGUAAAGUGAAGGGUCUGUAUGACGCCCAGGCCCCCGUGUGUCCAGUGUGCCAGACUGUCCUCAGACCAGGAGAGCUGCAGGAGCACAUGGAGCAGGAGCUGAACAAACUCACACAGCUACAGAUCAGCACCACCACAGUGCAGCACGACCACCUCAUGAGGACGCCGAAGUCUCUCUCGCUGUCUUUUCACAUCAAACGUGAAGGAGGUUCUCCUACCUCGCCCCCACGACCGUCUGAGGACGUCCACUCGGAUCGAUACCAGACUUUCCUCCGUGUGCGGGCCAACAGACACACCAGACUAAAUGUCGAUGACCUCUGCUGGUGCAGGUGCUACGUCAAAUCUGCCCCAUUACGUCCCCACAGCGCAGGAGCCCACCUAGACUGCACACAAGCUGUCAGGAUCGGGAAGCUGAAGAGGAGGAAACCAGAAGAUGGGCAGGAGGGUUCAGCUGACCUGAUGCCACUGGAGGACGACUGGAACGAUAAAAGGAGGAUACAGAUGACAUCUUUAGUUGGAGGCUUUAAAGCUGCAGUUCUGGUGAGCACAACUUCUAAGGAGUGCAGAGACAGUGAUGCAGACCUGGAUGUGGAUGGAGACGACACUCAGGAGUACGGCAGAGCACAAUACACAGAGACAGAUGUGAUCCCCUGCUCAGGAGAAAGCUCCAAGGAGACAACAGUCAACAGCAGUGGCAGUAUGGUGCCAGACUCCAGAGUAAACCUAGAAUUCUCCAAAUGGUCCAACGAUGGAAGCCCAUCUACCAGCAGUGCAGAGAAAAUGGACGGCAGCACAGCGGGUCUUCCCAAAACUUGCAAAAACUCUGACAUAGAGACGCUCUCGGAGGAUUCCUCGCUGACAUCCCUGGAUGCACUUAAAGCUCGGAUACGGGAUUUGGAGAAACAGUUGUCCAAAGGAGACAGAUUUAAAUGUCUCAUCUGCAUGGACACGUACACAACCCCGCUCACCUCCAUACAGUGCUGGCAUGUUCACUGUGAGGAGUGUUGGCUUCGAACACUGGGAGCAAAGAAGUUGUGUCCUCAGUGUAACACCAUCACCUCGCCUGGAGACCUGAGGCGAGUCUUCCUGUGAUGCAGCCACUCACACAAUAAUGGAGGGAGCCUCUUCUGUUUCGACCAAUCAGGGGUGGACUUGUGGGCAGCUGGCCUGUCAAAGACUCACACCUCCUCCUGCUUCUCCUCCUCACCCCUCCAUGGUUCUACCUGUUCAUCAGUGUACUCCUAACAUCUGCUAAUCCUGACAAUUUGGGGAACAGCAAGUGUGACCUUUGUCAUCCCUCCACAGCCCUGUAGGAUCCACAACAAACAUCAAGAGAGCUCAGGCACUACAAACAUAGAAAAACAGCUUUGGGAUAAUAUAUACAGAUUUGUAACCCUUUUAUUUCUGUUUCACAUGGGGAAAAAUCACUUCAAAGCACAUGUACAUAAUUUGCAUUAGUUUGGAUUGGUGUGUGUAUAUGUUGGCUAGCGAAACAACCCAACUGUAUUUACUGUUCAGGGUUAGUCUCUGUUUGGAUCAUUUUUAUUAUUCCUGAAGAUCCUAUAGUUUGGAAACAUUUACAGUCAUCUCAUCACAUUAAGACCCUUUUGUCUUUCUUAUUUCUGUG
Molecule: messenger RNA, 2396 nt
Organism: Cheilinus undulatus (humphead wrasse)
Lineage: Eukaryota; Metazoa; Chordata; Actinopteri; Labriformes; Labridae
Gene: rnf220b
Product: ring finger protein 220b
Exons: 16
Coding region: 179-1861 (560 amino acids)
Biological process (GO): protein ubiquitination
Molecular function (GO): metal ion binding; ubiquitin protein ligase activity
Source: RefSeq, a predicted model, not a curated record